CACAAAAUAUUUAGGUUUAUUUUCAAUUGCUGUGAAUUGUGCCAUUUAUUUUAAAAUAUUUCGGCAGCUGUAUAUUAUAGCUGUACAUAUUAUUAUCUGAUGUAAUUCUUCGAUAUUAUUGUUGUUACAUGAAAUCUUGCCCGAUGGUGUUAACACACGAACCGAAUAACGUCCUUGUACAUAGAAAUUAUGUGACUGAUGAUAAAUGAUAUAUUUUUUAAUGCAUUGCUUGGUUGUGCAGGAACAAACGUUGUGCUCAAUACUCAUCUAUAAAUGUAUCGUAAUUAUUUCUUUUUAUGUCAGAUUUUAUAAAAAUGACACGAAACCACCACUGUUUCCUUAAUCAUUGCCCUAACAACCGUUUGAUCAAUAGUGACAAAAAUGGACAACGUGCUGCUCCCAACUGAGAUCGAGUUUUACAUCGAGACGAUGGUGCCCCAAGACAUACGACACGUCGGAAACAAACAGUGGUUGGAGUGGCACCAAAGACUGCAAAAACUGAACCAACAAGCCCUAAUUGAAGCCUCACAAAUGCGCGAAGAACACGUCAAGGAAACACUCAUCACGUUCCAAAAAACCCCAGUUUUGGUACACGAAGCCGUUUUGAUCAACAUCUGGAAACACAAAGUGUUGCCCCAGAUGCUAAAACUUGACCCAAACCCGCAGAACACCUUCAUGGGCUACACCAUCCUGUACCAUGAAGCCGUCUGUGUGGCUUUACUGGAACUGGUAAUGUACCAUGGGAACUGUUGCGAUUCUUUGGGCGACUUUUCGGGGGAUUUACUCGACUAUGCCUGCGGUACCACCUCACAACUCCUGGCAAUUGCAAAAGAACCAUCUCACGAAUUAUUAAAACAACUGGAAGACUUGAAAUUCGAUAUCGGGAUUCGCUGUCUGUCCAUCAUUCGCUACAUGGCCGAAAACUUAGACCGGCUUCCGCUCAGUACCACCUCCCGGAUGUACACAACGUGUGAUAUCCCCAUCCUGUUUGCGCAAAUUUUGACCACCCGGCCCUGGAUUAGAGACGGGAAGCAGUACUCUGCCGGGAGGUGGAUGGACUGGGACGGGGAGGCUUUAGGCCAGGCGGAGGCGCAAGUCUGGUUGACUUUGCGUCAGUUGUUGCUGGAUCCAGCCUGUCGCGAGUAUUAUACCGUUACGGAGGCGAGGAGGGCGCAGUUGGCCAAGCUGAUGAUGCUGUUGACGCCGGUUUUGAUGGAUCAGUUGGCACCGCUGGUGGAGUUGAAGCAGUGGUUGUCGCACGUGACGAUGGGGGAGCAAGUGGCGAAGGGCUCAAGGCCCGUGUUGUUGGAGACGGUCUUGGAGGUGAAGGAGCGGAUUGUGGCGCAGGCCGGGGGCAAGUGGAAGAAGUUGGCGAAGGAGCAGUUGCCGGUGGUGUUUUGUAACGAUCAGAAGACGCUAAUGGAGUGUGCACAGACGCUAAGUGACGCUUACAACACCGAUUUGAUUGAGAAAUUCGAAGUGAAGGAAAAGGCCUCAUGCCAACAAUGCGGCAAAAGCGCCAUUCAGCGGUGUUCUCACUGUAAAAAAGCUUGGUAUUGUUCACGCACUUGCCAAGUCACUGACUGGCCCGUUCACAAGGAAAUUUGCAAUAAAACGCAAUGAGUUAUUAUUAAAUUUUAUUUUUUAUAAAAUAAACAAUUACUUAGCAUUCUUAAGGUAUUCUUUAAGAACAUCUAGUGCCGGGGAUUCCUCGCCAUAAUCCUGCAGCACAAAAAUAGAAAACGUGGAAACUAGUAAACUAUCCUUACCCUAAUGACGACGCACGAGCACCCCACGACUUUCCUCGCCUUCCCCGUGUUGUCGAUUUUGCAAAGUCCUGACCACUCGCCCAAUUUCUUGUUAUUGUCGACUUUGAUCAAGGGAAUAUUGUGUUCGGAGCACAGCGCCGACACGAGCUUUUUGUACAUGGGUUCGUCACAAUUUUCGGCGAGAACGCACAGUACUGCCUGUCGCUUGUCCAAAGCUUUGGCGGCUUCGUGAAGCCCGUGUACGAUGCCGUCGUGGAUCAUCGCAGUCUUUAGGACUUCUUGCAGGGCUUGGUUGACGUCCAUCGCGCCACCGGUCGCCGGUGGGGCCACGGGAGUGUCAUCACUGCAAACAUUGAUAGGUUAGGUCGUACACAGGCAAAUUAUUCGGCUAAAAUGAACGAAACAAGCGGUCAGAUGGCGAGUCUCAGCAAGGCUGUCUUAUUGGGUAACUCUCAGAAGAGGGAGCCGCCACGAAUCAUCACGAGAGACGUGUUUUCGAGACAAAUAAACAAUAGGGUUAGGUACUCACACUUCGACGUCCGACAUUUCUGUUGGUUUUCUGAAACAAAGCGAAAUAUGAGUGCCAUGGGGCCCUGGAGACGCUAUUUAACGAUAAUUUGGGGUGUUUUCAAGAGGAUGGUUGCUGGGUUUUUGGAUAAAUUGCAAAAACGUGAAAAAUACCUUGUUACUGAUCGUAGCCAAGAUGAAAGGAAGUUGGGGAUUUUGGCGAGCGUAGUUGUCACCCACCUUGCCAGGAGUACCAAUACAGAACUUGAAAUUCGGCGAAAAAAAAGUAAAAACCACAUAAAAAAAUGUUUUAAAACGUAAAAGCGAGCAUAUUAUCAUUACUUAAUAAUAAUUAAUGUUGUAAUGCCCUUACGUUCCUUUUAGUGUAAUUUUAUUCACUUGCUGUUAUUGGUAGUGCGCUCCCUUGCGCCGCGUUUUGUUACUAAUUGCACUAAAAAUGCCUGUCUUGUUUUGCCUCGUCCACUUUUGCUAAAGUUUGUUUACAGUUCGUUGUGCCACCAAUUUGGAAUCGCCCCCGGCACUAAUUUGGCAAUUAGAACACCGAAACUAGCGUUAAAUUGUGACCAAAAGCCGGCGGGUUGUUUCCUCGGAAAAGUGAUCAAAGUAACAGGAAAGCGAGCUGAUCGCCGCCUCGUCGCUGUACCUCGCCGGCAAGGUGAAGGACGACCCCCUGAAGAUCCGCGACAUCAUCAACGUGGCCCACAACACCCUCCACCGCGGCAGCAGCCCCCUUGAGAUCGGCGACGAGUACUGGAGUAUGCGCGACGCCAUCGUCCAGGCGGAGCUGCUCAUUAUGCGAGUGCUGAAAU
Messenger RNA from Tribolium castaneum (red flour beetle), 3106 nucleotides. RefSeq names its product cyclin-Q. NCBI's taxonomy places the organism in Eukaryota, Metazoa, Arthropoda, Insecta, Coleoptera, Tenebrionidae. Bases 382 to 1623 code for a protein of 413 amino acids. Gene Ontology annotation, cellular component: nucleus; centriolar satellite; cytoplasm. Gene Ontology annotation, biological process: motile cilium assembly; regulation of transcription by RNA polymerase II; outer dynein arm assembly. The record is from RefSeq and is a predicted model, not a curated record. The transcript has 4 exons. Gene Ontology annotation, molecular function: cyclin-dependent protein serine/threonine kinase regulator activity.